Hydra vulgaris (swiftwater hydra) is the source of this 1773-nucleotide messenger RNA. The record is from RefSeq and is a predicted model, not a curated record. NCBI's taxonomy places the organism in Eukaryota, Metazoa, Cnidaria, Hydrozoa, Anthoathecata, Hydridae.
AUGUCAAGUAUUGCUGGGAAACGACGUGUUCGUACCGUUACGGUCACUGCUAUUAAAAAUAUAUUUGAAAGGGCCAAUGAGUGUAUGACUAAUUUUAGCCAGGAUAGUAACUCUUUUGAGGAACUAUCUAGUUUUAAGGAAGUUUUGAUCGAAAAAUAUAAUAAAGUUAAAGCAAUUGAUGAUGAUUUGAUCAAUUUAAUUGAAGAUGAUGAGGAAUUGUUAAAUGAUGAAAAUUUAGCUAAUGAUAUUAACGAGUCGCAAUCUAGCAGUUUAAAAAGUUUUUCAAAUAAUAACAUUAAACUUCCACCUUUAAAAUUAAGUACCUUUAGUGGAAAGCCAGAGGAAUGGCAGACCUUUUAUGAAAAUUUUGAAUGUGCCAUCCAUAAUAAUAAUGAUCUUUCCCCAAUACAAAAGCUUAACUAUCUAAGAAAUUUACUUGACGGGAAAGCUUUAAAAACAAUUUCAGGCUUAGCAUUAUCAAAUGACAACUAUCAUACAUCAUUGGAAUUACUUAAGGAAAGAUUUAAUGAUAAACAACUUUUAAUUUCGACACAUAUGAAGUCACUUCUAUCUCUAGAGAGAGUGCAAAGUAUUAACAACAUUUCUUUAUUAAGACGUAUUCAUGAUAAUAUCGAAGUUCAAAUUAGAAGUUUAGAAAACUUAGGUGUAGAUUCAACUAUGUAUGGACCUUUAUUGAUUCCUAUUAUAAUGCAAAAAAUUCCAGAGGAGUUAAAUUUGAUUAUUGCUAGAAACUUCGAUUCCUGUGAUUAUUGGGAUAUAAAAUAUGUUUUAAAAUCUUCAAAAGCUGAGUUGCAAGCUAGGGAAAAAGCUCACUCGGGUAGAGAGUGUAAUUUUGAUCCUUCAACAGCAGAAGUAUUACAUUCUAGUGCUUCCUUUAAGCCACAAUAUGAAUUAAAAUGCAUUUUUUGUAGUAAAAGUCAUAAAAGUGAAAGUUGUAAAACUGUAACAAAUAUAAAUUCAAGGAGAAAUAUUUUAAGAGAUAAAAGGCGUUGCUUUAAUCGCCUGAAAUCAGGUCAUAUGUCUAAAGAUUGUCGUUCUAGAAUAAGCUGUUAUGAGUGCUCAGGGAAGCAUCAUGUUUCUAUGUGUUUUAAAAGGUUUCCUUUGCAUAUUGAUGAUAGUAAAGAAUCAAACAAUAAGUUAACGUCUGUUGCUACUACAGAAGCAUUGAAAUCUAAGAAUGUAUUGUUACAAACUGCUUUGGUUACAGUAAAGAAUAAAGAUAAGACACUAAGAUGUCGCCUUUUAUUUGACACUUGUUCUCAGCUGAGUUAUAUUUCCCCAUCAUUACGAAAGAAGCUCUUUCUACCCACAUUAGGUAGAAAGCAAUUAAAUAUUAAAACUUUUGGCAAUCAGAGCCAAACCCAGAACUUAAAGAUGGUUAAACUUUCUAUACUGACUUUAAAAAAUUCCUUAAUACCUAUAACUUGUUUUGUUAAGCCCAUAUGGGCUCCUCUUAGUGGUCAGUAUAUAGAGGAGGCUGUCGAUUCCUUUGAACAUUUAAAAGGAAUAAAUUUAGCUGAUAGUAAUGUAGAUUGCAAAUCAUUGGAAGUAGAUGUACUUAUUGGAGCGGAUUAUUAUUGGUCAUUUUUUAAUGGCAAGGUAAUUCGUGCCAAUACAGGUCCUGUUGCUUUACAAUCAUCAGUUGCUUAUAUAUUAGGCGGAAAUGUAAAUGCAUCAUCUGGGAAAGAUUGCUGUGUCUUCUCCACACAUACUUUAAAAGUUGAAACGAAAUUCAUUAAUGAAAUUCCUUAA